AUGGAGUUGAAGGAGAUAUCAGAAGCCUCGUACGUAUCCCAUCAGAUGCUGACUUACAGCAACUGGGCCUCUCCGAGUGAGAACGGCAUGAUAAAGCCGAGGAGCGGGGUGGGGCUGGCGGCUCAGAAGUGCAUCGUCACCAUCACUUGCCAGGACGUGACCAUAUUCAAUCGAGAGGUGCCCGCGGAGAUGCCCGUGAUAAGGAGGAGUAUGGGAAUCUGUCCGCAAAAUAAUGUCUUGUGGGACGACUUGACAGUGUCGGAGCAUUUCGAGUUGUUUGCCAAUAUACGCGGUUUGUCCACUGACGCGUACGCUGUGGAGUUUGCGGCUGAGAUUGAACUGGGGCAUAAGUUAGAAGCACGAGUGAAGACGCUAUCUGGAGGUAUGAAGAGGAAGCUCUCGGUCGGGUUAGCAUUCGUAGGAGACUCGAAGUUGAUCAUAUUGGACGAGCCGAGCAGUGGUAUGGACCCGAGUGCCCGGCGUAGGAUGUGGGACUUCCUGAGAUCGAAACGUGAGGGAAGGAUUAUUUGCAUUACUACACACUACAUGGACGAGGCCGAUGUGCUAGCUGAUCGAGUUGGUAUAAUGAAAAAUGGCAAGUUGAUGGCUUAUGGCAGCACCAGCUUCCUCAAGCGACAGUUCGGCACGGGUUAUACCCUCAGCAUUGCCAAGAAGGACUCUACGGUCCCCGAUGCCCCUCUGAUUGAAGUCGUUCGGGAGAGCAUCGACGAUCCGUCCUCGGUCCGGAUACGGUCCAGUGCUGGUCAGGAGCUGGCUCUGCAGAUUCCUUUUGAGAAUGCUCCUCAGCUGCCGUCUGUGUUUGAAAGCCUUGAUGUGUUAAAGUCAGAAGGAAAAGUAUCGUCCUACGGCAUCUCGGUGACCACGAUGGAGGACGUCUUCCUUAAUGUUGCGCGCCGUUCUCAAGGUGAUGAUGACGAGCAGUUGUCCAAGCUGAAGAGCCGAACGUAUUCGAGUGAGGACAGGAGCGUCAUGUGCGACGUUGUGCUGAAGCCCAACAUGAUGCAACAGUUCUCCGGUCUGCUCACGAGGCGUGUAACGUACGCCUGGCGAAACUGGCCCGGGACUCUGUCGGCCGUACUUAUCCCAUUUCUGGUCAUACUUGUUCUUAUGGGUUUGCAAUACCUUGGUGUGUCCGUGCCCGAUGCUCGCAGAUUGGAUCUGAGCUGGAGUGAAGAUACACCCUACCAGGUCUCCUCACAUGAUCAUGUUGUCGGUCGGUGGGAUCUGAGCGCUCCAGAGGUGGUCACUGUGCAAAGAGGCGCGGUUGGCUUGCCAGAUAUUAGUGCGGCUACACCCCUCACACCGGUGGAGUUCUACAUUUGCAAUCAGUGGAAGCCGUAUGAGAUGAUACCUACUCCGAGCUCGUCGUUUAACAUCAACUUGUGUGCGGCAAUCCUGCGGUUUUCGGCUACACUUAUUGAUGAGAAAACUGCAUGGUUUGAAGUCACUGCAUUGGGGGUCACCUCGCGCUCUGUCUUCGCUGAUAUGACCGCCCUGCAUAUGACGCCGGUUGCCCUGGUUGGUGAUGAAUCUGUUGGUGUAGUCAACUACCCCUUCCCUCACACGGCGUAUCAGGAGAGCAAGUCCCGAAGUAAUCUCGUGCUCACUCUGGCAGUUGGCGGUUACUUUGCCAUUGCUCUCACUGUGAUAGCAGGAUCUUUGCUGUCAUAUGUUAUGAUGGAGAAGACGAGAGGGAUCAAAGAACAGCUCUACGUUAGUGGCUGUGGUUUGCUGACCUAUUGGGUGGCGAGCUGGAGUUUUGAUUUUCUCCUCACUUUUAUCGCAAUAUGCCCAACGUGGAUACCCCUAACUAUUUUCGACAUUAAGGCGUACCUCGACUCCAGCAAUAUGGCCGCGGUAUGGAUGCUGCUUAUUGGAUUCUGUUUUGCGAUGCCCCCAUUUAACUAUGUCAUGUCCCUGCUCUCACGUACCAAUACUAUCGCUACUUACAUGCAGGUGGGGGCCGGCGUAGGGGGUGGCCUUAUUGGCUCUUUUGUCGUAGCUGUUUUGUACUAUGGUGUUGUUGCUCCCGAGAUCGCCUUGGUUCUCGCGUGGAUGCUCAGAGUUGUUCCCACCUUCCCGGUGGCGCAAGGCCUCACGACACUCUUCUUUGCGUAUGUGGGGUACUUGAAUGCUCCUACGGGUGGACCUGUUGAGACCCACGCCUUCGACUCGCAAAUGCUGAACACGUGCAGUGAAGUUCGCCUCAGCGGCCUCGCCGAUAAAGUAUAUGAUACUUGUUUUGGAGUUGCUGGUGAUGAUGUGAUAAUGCUCUUCCUCUUUGGAGUGAUAUAUUUCGGUCUCACCAUCUUGAUCGACUAUAGGAAGAACGAUGAUAAGUGGAACCCCGACCGACAGCUGCAUGUACCUCCGGAGAAGCGUGGUGAGGAGGAUGGGAGGGUCGUAGCAGAGAAGGACAGGGUGGCCAAGCUCGAUCCCACCACGCAGAUGAUCUACUUUAAGGACCUCAAGAAAGUCUACAACCCGGGGAAGAAGAGUGAAGUAUGGGCAGUUCGAGGUAUCAACUACGCCUUGGGUGAUGGUGGAGUCUUCGGUCUGCUCGGUGUCAACGGUGCUGGCAAGACUACGACAUUCAGGAUGCUAUGUGGGUUGAUAAGACCAAGUUGUGGUCACAUCACACUCAGUGAAGCUAUUGUAUCGACCUACUUUUUUCAUAGGUUCGUCGAAGCAUUGGGUAUUGCCCUCAGGACAGCCCCUUAUUGUAAGGACUUACCACUGAGGAGCAUCUCAUUUUGUAUGGUCGAAUCCGUGGAGUAUUGCCCGCUGUAUUGGAGGACCAUGUUUCGGAGUUGUUGGAAAUUCUCCAGCUCGAGCGUUAUAGUGACAAGAUGGCAACAAGGCUUUCUGGUGGUAACCAGCGGAAGCUCUGUGUUGGCAUCGCUCUGGUUGGGCAACCUUCCUUGCUAUUCCUCGACGAGCCGACCACGGGUGUUGAUCCUGAUGCACGGAGGUAAGCACUUUCACGGUCUCAGUGAUAGUAGUCUUUCAGUUGUGCUCACAACGCAUAGUAUGGAAGAGGCUGAUGCUCUGUGUGAAACUAUGGUCAUCCAAGUCGACGGCCAGUUCCGUUGUAUUGGUUCAUCCCAGCAGAUCAAGACGGAUUACGGUCAGGGCUUCAAAUUGUGGAUAUCCUUCGUGGAGUCAUCAGCUGCUACUGCGAGUAGUGAGCUCCUCAACAAUUUCUUUGUCGCCAUAAAUAGUGACAAGUCUGGGCGAGUACACCCCUCCACAUAUUCUUAG
This is a messenger RNA of Perkinsus marinus ATCC 50983, 3282 nucleotides long. RefSeq lists its product as hypothetical. Gene Ontology annotation, cellular component: intracellular membrane-bounded organelle; membrane. Gene Ontology annotation, biological process: transmembrane transport; lipid transport. NCBI's taxonomy places the organism in Eukaryota, Perkinsozoa, Perkinsida, Perkinsidae. The record is from RefSeq and is a predicted model, not a curated record. Bases 1 to 3282 code for a protein of 1093 amino acids. The transcript has 12 exons. Gene Ontology annotation, molecular function: ATP binding; lipid carrier activity; ATP hydrolysis activity.